This is a messenger RNA of Ichthyophthirius multifiliis, 378 nucleotides long. Its product is annotated as kazal-type serine protease inhibitor domain protein. Lineage: Eukaryota; Ciliophora; Oligohymenophorea; Hymenostomatida. The transcript is spliced from 2 exons. The record is from RefSeq and is a predicted model, not a curated record.
AAAUGAACCUGUCUGCGUCGUAUUAAAAAAAGGAAUAAUAAAUUGUAGAUAAAAACAAUGUAAAUUUACAUACUUAAAUAAAUGUGAAGCAUGCAAAAAUAAAGAAUAAUUGAAUUUAUGAUAGAUGGAGAUUGUAAUAAUUUUCCACAAAAUGCUGUUUUUUGUAAUCCUAAUUUAAAAGACAUAUUUAAAUGUUCAGUUUAAUUAAAUUAAAGAAGAUAAAAAAAUGAAAAAGUUUGUGGAUAUUUCAACUUAAAUACUAAUUGUGUGAAAAAUUUGUGCAGUUAAUCUUAUGAAAAUGGUUGCGAAGCUUGUCAACACGAAAUAGUUGAUUAUUAUGUACUCGGUGAAUGCUAAUAAGAAAAUGAAGUUAUCUGA